Molecule: messenger RNA, 1836 nt
Organism: Puma concolor (puma)
Lineage: Eukaryota; Metazoa; Chordata; Mammalia; Carnivora; Felidae
Gene: SLC5A8
Product: solute carrier family 5 member 8
Biological process (GO): propanoate transmembrane transport; sodium ion transport
Cellular component (GO): extracellular exosome; membrane
Molecular function (GO): organic acid:sodium symporter activity
Source: RefSeq, a predicted model, not a curated record
AUGGACGCGCCGCGGGGCAUCGGCACCUUCGUGGUGUGGGACUACGUGGUGUUCGCCGCGAUGCUGCUCAUCUCCGCCGCCAUCGGCAUCUACUACGCCUUCGCGGGGGGCGGCCAGCAGACCUCCAAGGACUUCUUGAUGGGCGGCCGCAGCAUGACAGCCGUGCCCGUGGCGCUGUCCCUCACCGCCAGCUUCAUGUCGGCAGUCACCGUCCUGGGCACCCCCUCGGAGGUCUACCGUUUUGGGGCCAUAUUCAGCAUCUUUGCCAUCACUUACUUCUUUGUGGUGGCCAUCAGCGCGGAGGUCUUCCUCCCGGUGUUCUACAAACUGGGAAUUACCAGCACCUACGAGUAUUUAGAGCUUCGAUUUAACAAAUGUGUUCGUCUCUGUGGAACAGUCCUCUUCAUUGUUCUAACGAUUCUCUAUACUGGAAUUGUUAUUUAUGCCCCUGCCCUGGCUUUGAAUCAAGUCACAGGAUUUGAUCUGUGGGGUGCAGUAGUGGCGACAGGUGUGGUCUGCACAUUCUACUGCACACUGGGUGGUCUUAAAGCAGUUGUCUGGACAGAUGUUUUUCAAGUUGGGAUCAUGGUAGCUGGAUUUGCAUCUGUGAUUAUACAGGCUGUAGUGAUUCAAGGUGGGAUCAGCACUAUUCUAAAUGAUGCCUAUAAUGGUGGAAGAUUGAACUUCUGGAAUUUUAAUCCUAACCCUUUGCAAAGACAUACAUUCUGGACAAUUGUUAUAGGAGGGACCUUCACAUGGACCAGCAUCUAUGGUGUCAACCAAUCCCAAGUGCAGAGAUAUAUUGCCUGUAAAAGCAGAUUCCAGGCAAAAAUGUCUCUCUACAUCAAUCUUCUGGGACUCUGGGCAAUCCUCACCUGCUCAGUGCUUUGUGGGCUCGCCCUAUAUUCCAGGUACCAUGACUGUGAUCCUUGGACAGCCAAAAAAGUGUCUGCACCAGACCAGCUCAUGCCUUAUUUGGUACUGGACAUUCUACAAGAUUAUCCGGGUCUUCCUGGACUUUUUGUGGCCUGUGCUUACAGUGGAACAUUAAGCACAGUGUCCUCCAGUAUUAAUGCCUUAGCGGCAGUAACUGUGGAAGAUCUAGUUAAACCUCACUUCAGAUCACUCUCAGAAAGGUCUCUCUCUUGGAUUUCCCAAGGACUGAGUGUGAUGUUUGGAGCUCUGUGUAUUGGAAUGGCUGCACUGGCAUCACUAAUGGGAGCUUUGCUGCAGGCAGCCCUCAGUAUAUUUGGCAUGAUUGGUGGACCACUUCUGGGCUUGUUUGCUUUGGGCAUUUUGGUUCCCUUUGCCAACUCAAUUGGAGCACUUGCUGGUCUUCUGGCUGGAUUUGUUGUUUCUUUGUGGGUAGGAAUUGGAGCUCAACUGUAUCCUCCACUGCCUGAGAGAACUAUGCCACUAAGCCUUGAAACCUAUGGCUGUAACAGCACAUACAAUGUGACAAAUUGGGUGACAACCACAGAAAUGCCAUUUUCUACUAGUGCUUUUCAAGUAUAUGGUGCUGAAAGGACUCCACUGAUGGAUAACUGGUAUUCUUUAUCAUAUCUCUACCUCAGCACUCUUGGAACUUUGGUAACAUUAUUCGUGGGAAUGCUAAUCAGUUUACCAACAGGAGGAAGAAAACAAAACUUAGACCGCAGAUUCCUACUAACCAAAGAGGACUUUCUUUCCAAUUUUGACAUUUUUAAGAAAAAGAAGCAUACUUUAAGCUAUAAAUCUCAUCCGAUAGAAGAUGGUGGAACUGAUAACCCUGCCUUCAACCAUAUUGAAUUGAACUUCACAGACCAAAGUGGCAAGAUCAAUGGGACUCGUUUGUGA